AGCUCACGUCUACAUGAAUGUCGAAUAUGUCAACAAUUCACAUAUCUCUGGCAGAUCUUUGUUUCACUCCUUUAUAUUAUAAAACAACAGUAAUUCGAAAAUUAGUGGUUAAUUAUAUUAGGAAAGUCAAACUAGUAGUAAUUAAUUUAUUUCACAGGAUUCUUGUUCAGUCAUUGACCCUUUUGCAAAUUGUUCUUUUUAAAUAUUUUGGAUCUUGUAGGUAUUUCCCUUGCAUACAAAAAUUAUUAAAAAAAAUUACAAAUAAUUAUUUUCAACGAACACGGUACAAACAGAUUAUAUAUCUUUGAUUAAUUGUAAAGGAAGUUAGAGAACGUGGUAGCCAUCUCCUUGCUAUUAUUUUAUUCUAAUCAAUUUUUAAAAAAAAUUGUUCAGGUUUCAUUUCGAUCCUUCACUAUUUUCUUUUAUAGAUUCAGAAAGUACAAGCUAUUUUCUUUUAUAGAUUCAGAAGGUACAAUACAUUUGAUCUAUAGAUGUUCUAAUAUAGAUAUCAGUUCAAAAAUGGUAUAUGUCCAACCAUUCACAUUUGGGUUAACAAUGAAUAUAAAACAGCUGAUGAAAUUGAAAAGAAAUAAGAUUUGGUGAAUAUAUAAAGAUAUAAAACAAUUAAUAUAAACACAGCUGAAUAUAUUGAGUUGGCAAUCGAUCAUCCGAGCACGACUAAUUCAGACAUUCCCGUUUGUAAGUCUCUCUCUCUCUCUCAGUAGACGUCAUCGCCCUCCUCAUAGUCUCUCUCGAUAUAUAAACUCACCUCACCACUUUCUAACUCUUACUCAUCUCUCUUUCUAUCUCUUUCUCAAUUUAUCUAUCUUUACAUUGUUUAUCACAAUGGGAUCAACAGCGGCGGGAGCUCUCCUCCUCCUCCUCCUAGCCGUAGUCCCUGCCGUCUUCGCCGUGACUUAUCAGGUCGGCGAUAUUGGUUUCUGGAACAGUGGUGUCGAUUACACGGAUUGGGUUACUGGAAAGACUUUCAGGGUCGGUGACACUCUAGAGUUCCAAUAUGGACCUUCACACUCGGUGGCUGUGGUGAAUAAAGCUGGCUUUGAUGCCUGUGACAGUACCGGAGCAACGCAGACUUUCUCCGGUGGAGACACUAAGAUCGAUCUCACAACAGUUGGAACUAUGCAUUUCAUUUGCCCUACUCCUGGUCACUGCCAAGGUGGCAUGAAACUCGCCGUUACCGUCCUUGCCGCUGUUCCACCUCCAGCCACCCCGUCACCACCUCCUUCCCCAAAAUCUCCACCGCCUUCCCCUCGAACUCCACCGUCUUCCACUCCUUCCCCAAAAUCUCCACCGUCUUCCACUCCUCCCAAGCCUGCACCUCACUCUCCGCGUAAACCUAAAACUCCGCCUCCAUCCGCUUCUCCACCAGCCAAUGGCACACCGAAGUCAGAGACGCCAUCCUCGCCGUCUCCAACGACCCCCUCGCCGUCUCCAAUGACGUCCCCCUCACCGUCUCCAUCGCCACCAAUUAACGCAGUGUCUAAGGGAGUCAUGAUGAGCUAUGGAAUGAUGGCGAUCACCAUGUUAUUGAUGUACGGUAUCAUGAGCUAAGUUACAGAGUGGAGACAGUUUUGUUUCCUGCUCAAUAAUUUUUUUGGUCUUGGAUCUUUGGAACCACUACUACUUUCAUCAUCUUAUGUGUAAUAAAUCAUUUUUCUUUCAACAGCAAUUUUCCCUUCAUGUUAUUUUGAUUUUGGAACUGAUCAUCGUCAGACCAUUAUAAAUCAUGUUCUACAUGGUUAUUGAGUAAAUCACAAAAUCAUAUUCCAUUU
Brassica rapa (field mustard) is the source of this 1793-nucleotide messenger RNA. RefSeq names its product uclacyanin-3. Gene Ontology annotation, cellular component: plasma membrane. The record is from RefSeq and is a predicted model, not a curated record. NCBI's taxonomy places the organism in Eukaryota, Viridiplantae, Streptophyta, Magnoliopsida, Brassicales, Brassicaceae. Gene Ontology annotation, molecular function: electron transfer activity.